Molecule: messenger RNA, 930 nt
Organism: Penicillium chermesinum
Lineage: Eukaryota; Fungi; Ascomycota; Eurotiomycetes; Eurotiales; Aspergillaceae
Product: putative C2H2 finger domain protein
Exons: 3
Coding region: 1-930 (309 amino acids)
Biological process (GO): regulation of transcription by RNA polymerase II
Cellular component (GO): transcription regulator complex; PcG protein complex
Molecular function (GO): RNA polymerase II cis-regulatory region sequence-specific DNA binding; DNA-binding transcription factor activity, RNA polymerase II-specific
Source: RefSeq, a predicted model, not a curated record
AUGGCUCCUGGUAGCGCUCGCGACUUCAACUGCACCUGGGAGCAGUGUGGCAAGUCGUUCAAUCGCAAAUCCGAUCUGUGCCGCCAUUAUCGCAUCCAUACAAAUGAACGACCUUAUCAUUGCACCGUCAAGGACUGCAACAAGAGUUUCAUCCAGCGCAGUGCUCUCACGGUACAUUCGCGGACUCAUACGGGCGAAAAGCCUCAUGUCUGUGACCAUGACGGUUGUCAGAAGGCCUUCUCAGAUGCGAGUUUUCCCAAUCUUGUCCCUAUACUAGAACUCCCCCCUCCCAAGAAAAUACUCACGGAUCCCGGAAAUAGUUUCUGUCGCAAAACCACUCUCACGAAACAUCAGCAUCGCUCCCACCCACCAGGCUCAAUGACCCGACGCUCCUCGGAGGACGCGACUUCGGAGCACUCGUAUCACCAGCACCAAGCCCCCGUGGCCGUAUCGGUCCCCGGGCCAAAUGACCACUACCUUAUGCAACAAUCCUACUACCAGAACUCGGCGACACCAACCCACGAGUUCUAUUCCCCGCAAAGUGUUCAAAUGGGUACGGUGCCCGUGCAUGAUGGCGCGGCCCCGAUCGUGCCCCCAAACGUCCCCGUUACGUCCUCAAUGAACCUCCCGCACGCUCCACACGCGCACACGUCGCCGCACCAGCACCCACAGCAACAACAAUAUGUGCAAAUGAUGCAACAGCAGCAACAACAACAACAGCACCAACACCAGCAGCAACGCUAUGAAGCGCCCCGCACCAACUACCUACCCCCAGAAUACCAGCAACCACCACCACCGCCGCCUUACCAGGGCCACCAGAUGCCUGAGAGCAUGAUGGUUUCAUACCAUCCUAAUUUUCAGUACAAAUCCCAAACCCGGCUCUUGAAUCAACCGGAGGGAACUGACUGGACUUAUUUGGGGGUAGGAUAA